This is a messenger RNA of Doryrhamphus excisus (bluestripe pipefish), 3217 nucleotides long. RefSeq names its product mucolipin TRP cation channel 3b (gene mcoln3b). Gene Ontology annotation, molecular function: NAADP-sensitive calcium-release channel activity. Gene Ontology annotation, cellular component: plasma membrane; lysosomal membrane. The record is from RefSeq and is a predicted model, not a curated record. Lineage: Eukaryota; Metazoa; Chordata; Actinopteri; Syngnathiformes; Syngnathidae.
AGCUGCUUAAUAAGUGAUACACAAAUAAACAACUGGAAAAGUGUAAAGAAAAAAUAUUUAAAAUAAUAACUAAAUAUACAAAUAAAUACUAACUAAAGGGAAAUAGAAAUUAACAAUAAAUAAACACUUUCAAAUAGAUAUAGACAAGUCAGCUAGAUAGACUGGUCUAGAAAAACGUUAACUCACGUUAGCUACAGUGAAUUGACGACGAGGGCUAGCUGGGCACAGAAAAUUGAUGUAUCACCUUUAAACAUGCUGUUAAAGGUAGAGGAGUGUUUCAUUUUUAAUAUCUGACAGUCGUAUAGAAAACGUAAAUGUAAACUUCACCGGCUUUUGAAGCACCACGUAUCCUCUUCACAUUCAGCCCUUCAUAGUUUUCGAAAAUGUCUGCUUGGUUGCCAGCAGCAACAAGGAGGCGUUACCAAACUGACGGACAGUGUCAAGAACCAACCAGACCAUGCAAAUAAAUGACGUCACAGUUGUAGUUUGUUUUUUGGAGUUGAAACAAUUGCAGGUUGACAGCGAGCUCAUUCUUCAAGUGCAAUCGAACGUCAAAAGAUAUGCAGGAGUCAAAUGACUUGUAUGAUGUGCAUGAGACGGACACCCACUCUGCAUGGGCCAAUCAUCAGCAUCAAUCCAUUGAAGACAUGGACAAUGUGGAGUGUCUCAGACGGAAAAUCAAAUAUUAUUUCAUGAACCCCUGCGAAAAGUAUCACGCUCGUGGGAGAAAACCAUGGAAACUUAUCCUGCAGCUCGUCAAAAUUGCCAUAAUCACUAUCCAGUUGGUGUCGUUCGGUCUGAGCAACCAGAUGGUUGUGACUUUUAAGGAAGAAAACCUGAUGACAUUCCAGCAUCUCUUCUUAAAGGAUUUUGUGGAUGGGAGUAUUGAUACAUAUGCCGUUUACAGACAAGCAGAUGUUUACGAUCACAUCAAUUACAUCAUUGAACAGUACGGACGUCUGCAUAACAUCACAGUAGGAAACCAUGAAUAUGAGAAACGUGGCUCUGUUUACACACCCCUAUCAGUGUGUCAGGAGUUCUACAGGAAUGGUACCAUCUAUCCUGGCAAAGACACCUUUGAAAUUGAUGCACAUGUGGAAACGGAUUGCAUUGACAUUUAUCCAAUGAAUCAGUCAUCCCAAGAUGUGCUUUCACAUUUUGAGUUACACUUCAAAAGAAUGCUUUCUGUCAAGAUCAACUUCGUUCUCAAAGCCAUCAAUUUACAGACAGUCAGGCACCGAGAGUUGCCAGACUGCUACGACUUCAAUGUCAUUAUCACUUUCAACAACCAAGUGCACAGUGGAAGGAUAAAAGUGGACCUGGAAAAUGAUGUAGAGAUCAAUGAAUGCAGAGACUGGAAAGUAACAGGAGCUACUGCUAAAAGCAUAUACCUGAUGCUGAUGUUUGACUGCCUCAUCAUCGUAACAUGCAUUAUCUCCUCUGCUCUCUGUAUGCGCUCGGUGUUCAAUGGGAUACAGUUGCAGUUUAAGUACACACAUUACUACAAGAACCAUAACGGUAAAGAUGCCCCCUGGUCCGACAAACUGGAGUUCAUCAAUGGCUGGUACAUCCUGAUAAUUGCCAGUGACUCGUUAACCAUCACUGGCUCUGUUCUCAAGAUUGAUAUUCAGACAAAGGUACUAACAAGUUAUGAUGUAUGCAGCAUAUUCCUCGGUACGGGCACCAUGUUUGUUUGGAUUGGCGUCAUCCGCUACAUGGGCUACUUUCGCAAGUACAACAUUCUCAUCUUGACUCUCAGGGCAGCUUUCCCAAAUGUUAUCCGUUUCAUCUGCUGCGCCGGAAUAAUCUACCUGAGUUACUGCUUUUGUGGUUGGAUUGUCCUUGGCCCGUACCAUGAGAAAUUCCGGACCUUGAACACAGUGUCUGAGUGUCUCUUCUCCUUGAUCAAUGGAGAUGACAUGUUCCCCACCUUUAAGAACAUGAAGAAGAAGAGCAACCUGAUUUGGAUUUUUAGCAGAGUGUACCUCUAUACUUUUGUCUCCCUUUUCAUCUACAUGAUUCUCAGCCUAUUCAUCACAAUCAUCACCAACUCCUAUCACAUCAUCAAGCAACAGCAGCAAAGUGGGAUCCCAACAUCAGAACUCCAACAUUUCCUAUCAGAGUGUAAAGAUCUCCCAAACUCAGGAGCUUACAGGCUUGACAAGAACAGCUGCUUCUUGCACAUCUGCAUGAAUAAGUGCAGGGAACGCCAUGAGAGGUUGACUUCGGAGACAUAGUGUGUCCAGGUUGUUGGAAUAUUUGACUAAAUGUCUGUACUCAAAACUGAAACCAGCUUAAAUGUAACAAAAGGGGAGGGGUGAAGCAUACAAAACAUAUUUAAGAGUCACAUUGCAUGCUAAGUACAACAAAUUCAUACAUGAAUCAGUCAGGUCUGCGCUUAUAUUGAAAGGCCUCUCUGCCUCUCACAUCCCUCCUGACAGUUCAUUGUGGCGUGCCCCACUGUUUGAGAGGCAAUGGACUAAAUGCAUAGCACUUGAAAAGAUUUUUCUUUUUUAUAAUUGGAAAAUAAACAGCAGGGGACGAAAAAUCAGCAUAGAACCUUUAGUCAAGUGCGAGAUUAUUUCAUGUGAUUUUUGAUAUUUUCAUUAUAGUGCCUUAUUGGUGUGUAAAAGAAGACUCCUCUAAAAUCUUUUUUUUCCUCAUACAGCAUGUUGUUAUAAAUGCAAAGUUUUGCACAUAAAGAAUUUAAUUAAGGUGGAAAACUGUAGCAUGUCAUUUAUUUUUUGAUGGCUUUUGAGACAUCAUGGGCAUACAAUUUUGUCUUACCACUUAGUCCCCUGUCAAAAAGUCUUAAAGAAGAAAAACACAAAUCAUUAUUAAUGGCAAUGAUGUGUGCAGUCAUCCUUAAAAAAUUCAGACAAAAUUAUUUCUAUGACUGACAGUGUUAAUGUAGUCUAAAGACAGCAUGUGUCCCAUUUACAGAAUGGUUUGUAUCUGUGGAAGCAGAGAACGUAGUUAGAAGGCAAGAAUGUUCUUGGCUCACGAGGGACUUAGGGAGCAUAUAAUUAUUGUAUCUUUUUCAUUUUGGCCUUCUGAAUGGCACAAUAAUAGAGAGGCACUACCAAAAAUGCUGACAUUGUAAAGAAUCUGCCAGUUAGCAACACCUUUCAGUGUGGAAGAUUUAUAUUGCUCAUUAUUCACACUCACGAUGUUCUCAAUAUAAACUUACUGUGUUCAGUCUCCUCAAUUGAGGAAU